GGGAAGCAUACCUCUUUCUAUCAACGAGCGAUUUACACGCGAUUCGUGUGGUAGAAAAAUUACAGUUGAAAAGACCCGCAUUCGGUACCUCGAAUCCCACACCGGUUUUUCUCGACAGCGAAUAAAGCUUUCGUGACCUUGCAGUCCGUUUGAUCGGCCAUCUUCCACAACCUGCCCCGAAGUAGGAGCCACGUCUAGUGACGGGAAUCUGCAGCUUGGUGGGGUCGCAAGAGGACGGAAGUUGGUUCCCCUGUUUGCCGUCAAGUGUUGGAGCUGUCUCGCCCACAGUUGGCGCACGCAGGUUGCUUUGAUUGGAGUUGCCAUCGGAGGCACCUGUUCUCUGGCAGAACAACUUUCUUUUUUCACAACUUUCUCAUUUCUAGAACGGAUAUAUUAGACUUCUCUUUCUAUUUACAAACCGAAAAUGGCCGCCACAUUUUCCUACGCUCAGGCCGCUAAGGGCGCCGCUCCCUCGGUACCAUCCGCAAAGACGACCCCAGAGCCGAAUGAUGUCUCCAAGCCAGAUGAGCAGGACUCGAACUCGAGCUCGCAAGCCGAAAACAAUGUGACCUCGCAGACAGAGGCACCGCAGGAGGCUGAGAAGACUCCCGUCAACUCGGUCAAGGAAUCGGAGACUCCGGCUCCCGCAUCCAAGACGAACGCUUCGGGCACAACGUCCCCCAGUGCCGGCAACUCGACUUCCACGGAAGCGAAGGACGAGGGCUCAAAUACACCUAAUGGUACCUCGGAAUCUACUUGGGAUAAGCAAUCACAGGCCUCGGGGUCAGAGAAGCCGCAGGGUGGCGAUGAAAAACCCAAGGAAAAGUCCGCCGAGGACAAGGAGAAGGAAGAGCCCCCCAAGGAGCUGAAGGCUGCCCCCCUUCCCGCAGUGAACGUGUGGCAGAAGCGAAAAGAGGCACAGGAUGCCAAGGCCAAGGUCGUUCAGUCGCAAAAGCCUGCGCCUAGCUCCGCCAAGAAUGGCAACGCGAAGACUGCUUCUGCAACCUCCUCGAUAUCGGGUGAUAACCAGCAGGAGCAGCCCAAGGCUGCUCCUAAGAAGAAGGGAGCUGAUGCCGUCUCCGAGGGCAACAACCGCAAGAGAACGGGUCGCGACGAGAACGCAUCUGUGCCCCCUGUCGAGGACGCAGCCCUGUGGCCCACGCCGCAAGUUGCCCAAGGCGAGGAGAAGCGCAAGGCCCAGGAGAAGGGCGACAAGACCGAAAAGUCCGAGAAGAGCCCCGUGAUCCGACCCCAUGGCAAGGAGAAGUGGAUGCCCGUGCCCUAUGUCCCUACUGCCGUUUUCAACACCCCUCUUCCUUCUGGUGCCCGCCGAGGUGGACGCACUGCUCGCGGUGGACGCGAGGGUGGUCGCAACGGCGCUCAUGCCGCCGCCGCCGAUAAGGCUGCCUCUGGACAGGCGGCCCAGGGCUCUGCCAAGGCCUCGCCCGCAGACCGAGGAAGGAAUGAGGCCAACUCCGCUCGUGCAAACUCCCUCCCUGCGCCGUCGAGGCGAUCGAACAGUGCUGAUGCCGGGUCUGCCGACCAGCGCAAGGCCCAGACGACGGACCGAAGCCGUGGAACGAAGGGUGCUGAGAACGCCAACGCCGCCUCUGCCGGGCGACAUGCCAACGGAGGCGAGACGUUCCCCCGCCACCACCGCGAUGCGAAGGCCUUCAGAAACCACGAUGCGGCCAACAAGGGCGGAGACCACGGUGCCAGAAACCCGAACCUCUCCGUGGAUGCACAGAACGGUCCCCGCUCCAACGACCGCCGGUUCGAGAACGGUCCCAAAUCGGCUGAUUUCUCUGGAUUCCAUGGCGAUCGCAAGGACAAGGACUUCUCUCGCGAAUCGCGCGCUGACCGAGGCCGUGGCUCCCGGGGCCGUGGCGGUUUCGGUGGCUCUCAGAAUUCUCACUUUGCCAACAACCACAUGUCGCACAACUCGUUCAUGCACCAGAAGUCCUUCGGCUUCAACGACCGCCAGCGAUCGCAGCACGGUCUCCCGAAUGGCUCUCAAGGCCACCGGAUGUCCUUGAGGUCGCCCUCGUUGCCCAACUCUGGCGCCAUGUACGGUGUCUACCAGUUCCCCGCGGAUAUCAACACGAUGUAUGGCUACCAGCCCAUGCACGCCGGUCCCAUGACGGCGGUCCCCUACCAGCAAUAUAUGGAGCCUUUCUCCCUGAUGGGCAUGGUCUCCAUGCAGCUUGAAUACUACUUCUCUGUGGACAACCUGUGCAAGGAUCUCUUCCUCCGCAAGCACAUGGACUCGCAGGGUUUCGUGGAACUGGCGUUCAUCGGCAGCUUCAAGCGAAUCAAGACUCUGACCGAAGAUUUCGAGUUCCUCCGUCAUGUGGCCCGCUCACUGAGAAACGUGGAAUACAUCACCGGCGAGGAUGGCGUUGAUCGCCUGCGACCGAGGGAAUGGGAGCAGUGGGUCCUGCCGUUGGACCAGCGUGAUCCUUCCGCGCAGAAGAGCGGCACUGCUCCGGCGAACCCCAGCAAGGCCGACGAGAACGCCGCCCCCCAGAACCACGUCGAAGGCGCCGUGAAUGGCACUGCUCACCAGCCCCUGUUUAACGGCGUCUCGAAGACCUCGUUGUCUUCUGAUGCCCCGGAGUUCUCUCCUUCGAAACCCGUUGAUGCUCAAGCCGAAGUCGUAAGUUUUGAACAACCUGUGGUUCGGGGUGGUUUUCCAUCGAAAUAGCUCUGGCUGACGUGAAAACAGCGGGCGGAUUAAAUUCUCCUGAAUAUCACAUCUCCUCUCCUUCCGGGAUGUUGGUCUCUUGUCGAGACGUAACUUUGUCGGAUUUGAGGUCGAUGGCCCCGAGGUUUAUAUACCAACCCCUCGGAGCCC
Aspergillus steynii IBT 23096 is the source of this 2854-nucleotide messenger RNA. RefSeq names its product La domain family. The transcript has 2 exons. Bases 425 to 2704 code for a protein of 759 amino acids. Lineage: Eukaryota; Fungi; Ascomycota; Eurotiomycetes; Eurotiales; Aspergillaceae. The record is from RefSeq and is a predicted model, not a curated record.